This is a messenger RNA of Portunus trituberculatus (swimming crab), 3172 nucleotides long. RefSeq lists its product as uncharacterized. The transcript is spliced from 7 exons. Gene Ontology annotation, biological process: apoptotic DNA fragmentation. NCBI's taxonomy places the organism in Eukaryota, Metazoa, Arthropoda, Malacostraca, Decapoda, Portunidae. The record is from RefSeq and is a predicted model, not a curated record. Gene Ontology annotation, cellular component: mitochondrial inner membrane; nucleus. The coding region runs from base 533 to 2008 and encodes 491 amino acids. Gene Ontology annotation, molecular function: nucleic acid binding; RNA endonuclease activity; metal ion binding.
GAAAACAUCACAUUUCUAGUCUUUUAUAAGUGCACUGCCAAACGUACACUAGGCGAGUUGUCGUACUUAAAUCUGACAGUCUGGCAACAGUGUUAAGGCCGUCGUGUUGUCGGCUAAGGCGUAGAGGAAUCAAAGCAGACCACACUGCCAGUCGCUAAGAUAUUUCCGUCCACGCCACGCACCCACAGCAAGAAGCAUUAACUACCGCUACCACCACCAGUACCGCACUUUGGCACCUCGCUGCGCCUGAAACCCGGGCCGACUGUCUCCCUGAAAACACCACGUGACUUGACAGUACUAUCCUAACAGCGAGGUUUUGUUACCACCACUCCCACCAACACGUCAAAAACUUUUCAAGGCCAGCUGACAGGUUUUCAUACGCCUUGGCAAAACACUGACGCCUACUGUCAAGACUCAACGCAGCACCACAUAGCAACCCACGGCCACUUCACCGGUGCUGCAUGUCUCCCAUACCCAACUGUAUAUAACUACAAAUUCAGUGUUGGAUUUGAGCCUCUUCCCAUCGGCAGACAUGACGUGGUCCAGGACAGCUCUCUGGCUUGCAAUAAUGCUGAUGGUGCUGAGCAAUCCUGUAAACGCUCGCAGAAGAAGAUCGCGAAACAGAGGCGGCCGUUCACGUUCACAGGAGAGGCAGCAGUGGUCGAUGCCGCAGAUGCUGCAGGGUCAAGUGCCUGAGCAGGGUGAGACCACUGACCUCUGGCUCCCUGUGCAAUUCGUGCAGACCCAACAACACCCGCUGUACGAGAACCCUUGGUUGCCUCAGCUCGCCGCCAACCUUCCACGAGACACCUGGGCGCCCAUAGAGAUCGAGCAGACGCAGCAAAGAAUUCCUUGGUUCGAGCAGCGGCCACAGACAAAUAACUGCACCUUCCAUUACAAGAGUGUUCCGAGGGAGCACAUUCACCCUUUCCUUGUGGACACGGAGCGGAAGAAACUCAUCUACCCGGACAUUGUGCGUGGACAACAGAUCGUAACAUUGACCAGUGGGACUACCUUUCUCGCCUCCUGUCCCGGCACUGGCAACUACCUCGUCAGGAACAACAGGCCUCGCGUGUACAUCACCUGCAAGAACUCUCAGCUGUAUCGCGACAGGAAUCCGGUGUCUUGGGAGGACCUGGGAUGUUACAAGAAGGUCAAACCCACACUGAAGUCAGGCAGGAGCUGUGGGAAGGACAGCAGCAUGUACUAUAUCGGGUGGAACAUUCGCCGGAAUCUCUACCUUCGCCAAAUAUCUGUCUGCUUUAACACAACACUGGAGACCACAGUGUUCGUCAGCCACACGAUACACGGAAGAUUCAUCGACGCCAAGGUGGUGGAGCCGUCGAGGCCAAGCUUCAAGAGUGCCAGCAUGUUCUCUGUGAGUCCGAAUCGCUCCUACAGGAAGGCCAAGCAGGUGGAAAUAGCAUCACAAAACCUGAGGUCGUUAGAUGAGCUUUCCGGCAAGGGGCAACACUUCCUAGCCAGGGGACACUUGGCACCUGACGCGGACUUCGUGCUGGAGGCGGAGCAAGAUGCCACAUAUUAUUACAUCAACGCCGUCCCUCAGUGGCAGGCUGUCAACAACGGGAAUUGGAGGUCCCUUGAGUCUUCGGUGCGGGAGAUGGCUGAGAAACGAGAGGCCACUCUGAACGUGUAUACAGGUACUCACGGCAUCCUGAAGCUGCCGGACAUGAACAGCCGUCCCACCAAAAUGUUCCUCAGCGGAGAAAUGGUGCCGGUGCCAGCCCUCAUGUGGAAGGUAAUUCACAAUCCCGCUGAGCACACUGCUGUAGCCAUUGUUAUGGUAAACGAUGUGAAGGAGAGGCCAUCGUCAGGUCCCUGGAGCUCGAGAUAUCCGGUGUGUUCUGACGUGUGCUCCCAACUAGUUUGGGUUGACUGGCAAGUUAAUGAUGUGACUGAAGGUCAGACCUUUUGCUGCACUGUGGACGAACUUCACUCUACCAUCCCUGAUCUUCCAAGACUGGGUCCAGUAGGUCUUCUCGUGUAGUCAUUUGGCUGCAUAGCAAUCUUUUACACGUACUUUAAGAAAUAUGAGCUUUUAAUAUUCAUAUACUGAAUGUAUGUGUGCGCGUGUGUCGCUCUCGGACAUGUAGUAUAUAGUGUAGUAUAUUAGUACGUAUACUAUAACAAAAUGCCACGUAUUCUUGCUUUGAAACCUCGUUCUCUCAGAGCAAAAGUCAAUAAAACAAAGCAUCGAUGCCUUCUACAAAAUCUGGCUUCCUGCAUAACACAACUUGGUAGCUGAAAACACAUCCAGGCCUGAACUCCUUGAUAGUUUCACUUGGUCUCUCAGAACUUUGGUCUUACCUGUUAGCUGAAUCUCGGAGCGAUCAUGCACGGGUGAUAACUCAAUGGACACUCAAACACAAUUUUCGACUCAGAUACAAAGUUCCCUUAACUCGCUGGACUCAGGGAAGAAAUAUAUGUUUUUAAUAGUAUCUAGAAACUACGAAAAAAGUAAAUAAGUUCGAUCCUGCCUAGAAAAUUGUUCUUUCUUGGUAGAUCACGGACGGAUCUGUGUUUAAAAAAAAAAAAAGAAUGAGAAGUAGCUAAUUCCAAUCAUCCAAUAAUUUUUAACUACAUCAAUAAAUGGUACCUGGUGUGAUUACUUCCCUUAUUAAUGAGUGACUGUUAUCUUAAUUAAGCUGCGUUGUUGUGAAUCAGGCAAUUGCACGGCAUUGUAACAUUAGCCGGAUCAAUCUCUAUCUUAGCAGCAGACAGAUGCAGACAACGACCCAGACAGGCCUUUAGUAUGUAGGCCAAGCGAUGCCCUCUACAUGGCCAUGCAUAUCACUCAUAAACACUGCAGUACAGAAACUCCCUUCAGUCGGUUUAUGGCCAAAAUAAACAAAAUGCUCAUGUCAGCUUCUUUUACGGACGGACAGGCAGACAGGUGGGGGGAAAAAAAAGGCAAGAGUACUGAGAACUCUUAGUAAUAAAGAUGGUAAUUUUACACACAAAGAUGGUGCCAAUACAACUGAACUGUUAUCUCUCUUUGGUGAGUGUGAGUGUGAACAGAAGCGUGUCUCUUGUGUCUCUUGUCCUGUGAGAGGCUGGAAGAAUUUGAGCUGUUUUUACCUUUUUCUCUUUAUGUGUCUCUGCAUGUGUGUGUGUCUCAGAUAGUCGUUUAUUACAGUGCAAAGUUCUCAAC